CCGGCCCGACAAUCGAUGGUUGCUCCCCGCUAGAAAAUGGAGCUGAACGCGCCACUGGUAUUGUUUUGUGUACUAUGUUCAGUGAACGUAGGUGGCGCUGAAGCACAAUUAAAUGGUAGUGCUUUAUCACCGAACCUACUGAAUUUAGCUGAAGGACGUAAUAUCUGGGCAUCGGCCACCUGUGGUGAUGGCAAUGAGAAAGAGGAAUACUGUAUACUUGGAGAGACGAACGUCGGACAGGAUUAUAUCGCUGGGCAGGUAGUACAGGGUCAGCUGUGUGAUUACUGUGAUAUGCGUGAUUCCCGCAAAUCGCACAUAGCUCGCUACGUGAUCGAGAAUAAUAACAAAUACUGGCAGAGUCCGCCGUUGUCUCGGAGUGGGAGGUACAAUGAGGUCAACCUCACCAUUGACCUCGGACAGGAUUUCCACGUCGCGUACGUCUUCAUCGUCAUGGGCAUCUCACCCCGCCCUGGAGUUUGGGCCCUUGAACGAUCCGUGGAUCAUGGAAAGACCUUCACGCCAUGGCAAUAUUUCGCAUCCGACGAGAAUGAAUGCAAGCAUUUCUUCGGCCAGAACGUCUCAUUUACAAUAACCAGUGAUGACUCGGUAAUCUGUGAGACCAAAUAUUCAUCAAUUCUGCCUUUUCAACAUGGCGAGAUCCCCAUUGAGAUACUUACGGGUAGGCCCUCUUAUAACAACUUCUCGUCGUCUGAGUCUCUUCAAGAGUGGUCACGCGCUACCAACAUUAGACUUCGUUUGAUGCGUACGAAAACACUGCUUGCCGACGUUUUGUCCGUCAACCAAAAGGACCCGACAGUCACACGAAGAUAUUUCUACUCGAUUCGUCAUAUCGAGGUGGGCGGUCGCUGUGUUUGUAAUGGCCACGCUUCGCAUUGCAGUCCUACCUAUGAGGGCAAACUUCGAUGUCGCUGUCAGCAUAAUACGGAUGGGGACCAGUGUGAAAAAUGCGAAGGUCUUUAUAAUCAGAAGUUGUGGCAGCCAGCUUCCAUCGAUAAUCGAAAUGAAUGCGAAAAGUGCAACUGUCAUGAGCAUGCCCAUUCAUGCGAAUACAACGCGACGGUUGAAAAGUUGGGAUUGUCGUUGGACAUAGACGGACAGAAACGUGGAGGAGGCGUCUGCAUAGAUUGCCUGCACCAUACGGCUGGAAUUAAUUGCGAAAAGUGCGAGCCUAAAUACUAUAGACAGAUCCACAAAGAGCUAACCGAUACAGACGUUUGCACGAGAUGCCCAUGUGACUUCACCGGAGACGACGCUAAACGCUACUCUGGAGAAUGCGAAGAUGAGACGGCUAGGUGUACAUGCGAUGAAAAGUACAGAGAACCAGACUGCGACGAUUGCGCUGACGGCUAUUACGGAUUCCCUAACUGCAUACCCUGCGACUGCUUCAGGAACGGUACUAAGGGCGGGCUGUGCCACAACAACGGCCGAGAAUGCCCUUGUGAAGUGAAUUUUGGGGGGGAGCACUGCAAAGAAUGCUCCCGAGGAUUUUUCAAUCACCCCGAAUGUCAAGCUUGUGAGUGUAACCCUCGACAUUCGCUGACACCGGAAGUCUGUGAUGCCGUUUCUGGCAAAUGUCAGUGUAGCAACGGUUUUGGAGGGAGACAGUGCGACCGCUGUGAAGUAGGCCACUUCGCUUAUCCCGAGUGUCAAUCCUGCGACUGUCAUCCAAGUGGAGUUACUGAGGGUGUCUGCGACCCAGUUAGUGGAAAGUGUUUCUGCAAACCUGGGUUCACUGGAGAUCAUUGCGAUCGAUGCGCGGACGGCUUCUUCGGACCCGACUGCCAUCCGUGCAAAUGUGACCCUGACGGAAGCGUGAGGGAAGUCUGUAGCGAUAAAGGACGUUGCAAGUGUCGUUUGGGUCGGACUGGUGACAAAUGCGAUAAAUGCGCCGCCGGCUAUUUUACCAAAUACGAUAACAAAACAUGUUUAGCCUGUGGUUGCGAUCGUUACGGUGCGGACGGCGAGAGCUGUGAUGCUGAAGGACGCUGUUUUUGCAAACCAAAUUUUCGGAGUGGAGAUAACUUCAAAUGCAACGUAUGCGCGCCAGGCCAUUACAAAUACCCAUUCUGUGAAGCUUGCAAUUGUAAUCCCUUGGGAACGUCGUCUGAUCAUCAGGGAUGUCAGACCGGUGGAGACACCUUAUGUGUGUGUAAAGAACGUGUGGAAGGCCGUCGGUGCGAUACGUGCAAACCGCUCUUCUAUAACUUACGAGCCACUUCGGAAGCAUGCGAGAAUUGCUUCUGUGAAGAGUCCGGUACUCAUAGCGCUAUUCAAGCCUGUGAACCCCACAAAGGACAGUGCCCUUGCAAAUCUAACAGAGACGGCAGGGCAUGCGCGCAUUGUGUGGCGGGCACUUUUAAACGCAGCGCGGAUAAUAUCUUCGGUUGCGAAGACUGCGAAUGCAAUCCGUCGGGUUCCAUAAAAGAUCAAUGCGAUGAAAGGACCGGUUGCCGCUGUAGAAACCUGAUCGGCGGCGCUAAAUGUGACAAGCCAACAAAGCUUAGUUAUGUCCCGACCUUUCACCAGUUCAUAUAUGAGGUGGAAGCAUUCCGUACACCGAAACGUCCCGAAGUGCGUCAAGGCUCAAACGAAACCGAGUUUCCUGGUUUCUCAGGAAUGGGUUAUGCAAUCUUUAACGAGCUUCAGACAGCUAUAAUAAUCGAUGUGGAGAUAAAAAAGAACUCAAUGCAUCAGGUUGUACUUCGGUAUACGAAUCCAGCCGAUGUCCCUCAGGAGAUGCUGUUUACCCUGACGCCAGGUAGUGACGAGGUGCCUUCGAAACAGUAUAAAGCCAAACUACCUCCUGCUAAGACUCCCACCUUUAUCAAGCUUCCUGCCUUUAAGGACUUCGAGGGAGAUAUCCUUCCAGGUCCCUGGACUAUCCAGAUGGAGUCGAUGAAUGUCGCUGUGGACUAUCUAGUCACUCUACCACAGGAGUACAUUUCAGCAGCCGCUCUCAAAGAAGAAAUCAAACGACCAUGUAAGCUUGGCGAAGAUCGGCCAUGCAGGAAAAUGGCGUAUCCGCCCCUGCCACGUGCUGUAGAGACUUUCGUCGGAAUUCAAGAUUCGGCCGGUGUCACUCUACCAAAGGAGAUUGAUAAUGUCGUUGAAAAAGCAGCUGUGCUCAGUCCAGUAAAACCACUUGACCUUCAACUGAACGGAUUCGAACCGUCUUCGAUGUUCUUCAUUGAGUAUUCUAGCAAAAAACGUCAAGUUGACGAAUUCCGUCAAACGGAACCCAAUGGAGUUCUGCCUGUCGCUCGAGCCGAGGUUAUCUUCGAGUUAGCAAAAAACAGCUAUAAAGCACAACUGGUGUUACCUUAUUGCCGAUAUAGCUUCCUUUGCCGGCAGGUGGUCAUAGAUCCCGAAGGCCGAGUAUUUGAGUCUCCCGAUUUGUGGGGUGAACGUUCCCAGUCCCGAGUAAGGCUGUCGCUCGAAAAUGCUCCAUUAGAUGAGGAGGUUUACAUCUAUAAGAUCGCCGCAGUCCCACGAAGCGUGUACGGACAUCACCUACUUAACAUUAGCACUGUUUGUAUCCGAGACGAGGACUUUUGCCAUGGGCUCAAGUAUAACAACCUUGGGAAAAAGGUUUACUUUGCACAAACCGGCGACUAUAUGGCUAUAGACCCACGCAUUGAGGACAAAAGUCUACGUCUUGUGGAACUAUCUCCAAGCCGGCAGUCUGUAAUAAUCGAUGGCGAGGUUACCCCUGAUGAUGGCCGGGAGUCUAACAGCAAUAUCCUCAUACAUUAUUAUCAGCCGGAUUUUGGAGACUUCGAAGCGGAUGUAAACAUUGAGAACGAAGGCGUAUCCCGUAACGGGAAAGUACGCUUUGCGCACUGCCCAUCAACGACCGGUUGCCGAACCCGAGUGUACGUGGACAAGCCUAACGAACCGUUAAGCAUGCACCUGUCAGGAGUAUACAGCAUUGAGAUAAAACUACCUGUUCGUCGCGAAGACGAUGAUAUGCUAUUGGCCAAGCAUCUCAACAAGGACUACGACGAAGCAUCGCUCGGACCAUACGGUAAAACAUGGCUUGACUACGUGGUGACAUCAACGUCCUUAUCCAGCAAAGAUCUUCGUCCACUUCCUUACGAUCAGUCCCGGAAGUUCCUCGACCGCUGCAUUACCGAUCCCUCGUACCAUGUUGAUCCUGAGAACAUGUCUGAUUAUUGCAAGGAUGGCCUUUUCCGUUUGACAACGUCAUUUAACAACGGCGCACUUCGAUGCCGCUGUAACACAGAGGGUUCGAAUGGUUUUAGUUGCAAAGCGUACGGUGGGCAAUGUUCGUGUAAGCCUAACGUAAUUGGCCGCCAAUGCACUGAAUGUAAAGCCGGAUAUUAUGGAUUUCCUAACUGCAAAAAGUGCCAAUGUCCACCAAACGCCGUUUGCAACAAGGUGACAGGCGAAUGCAGUUGCCCACCCCACGUCGUGGGUGAUAACUGUGACCGAUGCAAGCCGCUUUAUUUCGAUUAUAGCCCACAGGGUUGUGCCUUUUGUGGAUGUUCGGUCUCGGGAGUCAAGCGUGGCAACCUACAGUGUGAUCUAGUCACGGGAGAUUGUGAUUGCCGUGCGAAUAUUAAUGGACGUAAAUGUGACCACUGCCAGGAUGGCUACUAUGGCUAUCCCCAUUGCAAAUUCUGUAACUGUUACCAAGGCGGAGUUCGGAAAGGUGCUUGCGACAAGGAUACCGCGGAAUGUAAGUGCAAGGAGAAAGUCGGAGGACGUUUUUGCGACACUUGUUUGUCGGGUUACUACUUUUUGGACGAAGCGAAUCCCGUCGGUUGUACGAAAUGCUUCUGCUCAAGUAAGACUAGCACAUGUGACUCCGCACCGUUACGAAGAAUAAAUAUUACGGAUCACGACGGCUGGUACCGGGUAACCGUUCACAUGGAAAGCUUGGAAGUGAUUCCAGGAAGCGAAGAGGAACUGGAGGCCAGUACGGACCAAAGCGCCGUUGUAAUUACUCAACUUUCUGACGACCCACCCCAAGAGGGAGAGGUUGUUUACAUCCAAGCACCCGAAUCAUUCCUUUUCAACCGGUUGACAUCGUAUGGUGGCAAACUUACCGUCACGAUCUCCACACAGCUUCAAGGUGACGAGGAAAUCGCAGAACAACAACCCGAUGUUCUUCUAGUGGGAGCUGAUGAGACAUUUAUUCAUGUGAUUGAUUCAGAGAACACACUGCUAUCCAAUCAAAUACAUUAUAGUGUUGUUCUGAAGGAAAGUUCGUUUGUUACGGAAAUGGGUAAGUUCCGUACGAUUGACCGCGCUCAGUUUAUGCAGCAGCUCACCUAUGUAAAGGCGAUACUUGUACGAGUAGCCUACUUCAAGGACAUCGAUAAUGUCGCCAUCUCGGUGACGAUGGACGAUGCCGAGAGUGCUGAUGACAUCGACGAAGUUGAAGACCGCGUUUACGCCGUCGAGGAAUGCCAGUGUCCUUCGGGCUACGCUGGCCUAUCGUGUGAGCAAUGCGCAAGUGGCUAUUUCCGCUCAGGUACCCAGUGUAAGCCGUGUAACUGCCAUGAUCACACCCAAGAGUGUGAUCCUGACACGGGUAGGUGUCUCAAUUGUGAGCACAAUACGGAGGGCGACCACUGCGAAAACUGUAAGGCCGGCUUUUAUAGGGACCCAAGGCAUCCUAAACCAUACGACUGCCGUACCUGUCCCUGUCCUGUGGCAACUCCUGAAAACAAUUUCGCGAUAUCCUGCGAGCUUUCUGGGGAUCCAGGAACUAUCCACUGUGUAUGUCCCGAUGGUUAUUCAGGAAAUCGUUGCGAUCUUUGCGACACGGGAUAUUGGGGCGACCCCACCAAGCCGAACGAAAAAUGUCGACGGUGUGAGUGCAAUGGUAACGCAGAUCUGUCGGUUGAGGAAAACUGCGACAAAGUCAAUGGCACCUGUCUGAAUUGUAAAAAUAACGCGGCUGGAAAAAACUGCGAGAUCUGCGAGGCAUGGUAUUGGGGCGAUGCAGUUGAUAGGAAAGACUGUGCAGACUGUGGAUGUGACCGGCGCGGCGCCGAAAAAUGUGACGCAAGUACGGGCAAAUGCAUUUGCAAGCAGAACGUUGUCGGUCCAUAUUGUGACCAAUGCGCUCGCGACCAUUGGGGCAUUGCUGAUGGCCAGGGCUGUUUGCCCUGUAAUUGUGGACGUGGCGCCAAUUCAACCAAUUGCAACUUGGAAGACGGCAAGUGCAAUUGUAAACCCGGUGUCAGUGGAAAUCAAUGCGAUCAGUGCGCUAAGGGUUACUGGAAUCUAACGGAGAAUGGAUGCCAGCCAUGUAACUGCGAUAUCUCUCACGCUAAAGGAAUGAGCUGUGACACCCACACCGGCGAUUGUGUUUGUCUACCUGGGGUCACCGGCAAACGAUGCGAUAAGUGCCCGGACCGGCAAAAAUUCGUCGAAAACGAAGGGUGUUUAGUAUGCGACGUGUGCCAUCAUCAGCUUCUGGAUAGCACGGAAGAAUUGUUUUCACUGAUGUAUGUCCUUGAAGCUGAGACCGACGACAUCAACUCGGCACUACUGAAUAACCGAGCGUUCGUUCAUUUCACUAACGAGCUAUUAAUGUCCCGAAACGAGAUGAAUCACAUUAGAAACGUGACGGCUGGCUCACAGCUUUCAAAAACAGAGCAAGAGCUGGCUGAGCGCGAGGAUAGCCUACGAGACAUGUCCAACCGUCUUGAUAGACUCUACAAGGACUGGCAAGAUAUAUACAACGAUCUACAGCCUGAAACUAGGACAGCAGAUGAACUUCAAGCACUGCAUGAUCGCAUAAAGGAAAUGACUAGACGCAUGAACGAGUACAAGCAACUUCUAGAAAAUCGGAUCGCCAAUGACAUUCCAAUUAGGGAGAGCCAAGCUGCUAUAUACAAAAAUGAAGCCGAGGAUAUUGCUAGACGGAUGCAGACAUUAAGACUAGACUCUAACACAGAGGCCACAGUUGCCAAUACGCUUCCCCAGGAGCUGGAAGAUUAUGAUCUACGGCCGUAUAUUGAACAAAUCGAUAAGGUUAAAUCAAUAAGUGCGUCAAUGGCCGAAAUGCGGGAAGUCCAUUCGAAAAUUCUCGAUAUUUCCAAACGCGCUGAUCACGAUGUUAGUGAAGUUAAAAAGAUCAUCAGUACUCUAAAGGAGGAGAACAAGAUCAAAAGCUUAAUUGAAGACACGCAAGUUAGGCGUAACACUACAGCAGACACGCUAAAAAAAUUCGAGGACGCUACAAAGGAGGCCAAUAAAGCCAUCGAAGGAAUUACCCAAACAAUUCAACCAGAUCUAAUUGACCUGGCUAAACAACUUCCCGGUAAGCAAAACGAGCUUCGGAUUGCUCAGGAGAAACUGAUGGUACUUAAGCCACCGCUCGCAAUGCAGGUGGACGAAGCGAUACGGCAUGAACAAGAACUUCGGAAGGCGGUUGAGCAAGCACGUCACACGUUCCAUACUGGGAUGGAUAACUCUGCUCGAUAUCUUGAAGCAGCUAACAGGUUCAAGGAUAUGUCUGAAACUGUUGUUAAUAGCGAGAAAGCACUGCAAAUGGGUGGUGAAGGUCUCGAUAAGCUGCAAACUCAGGACAUAGAGAAGAGCGCCACUGGAGCAUUGAAUGUUAGUAAGAACGUAAAAAUGGAUGCGGACAAAGGGAUAAGCGACAUCGAAGAUCUAAGAAAAAGUUUGCGAAACGCCUUUGCUAAACUGACUGAUGCCGAACUCAUCCACCGAGAGCGGCAGGAUAUGCUCCGAACCUUUAACGGUACUCUCGAUACUCCAGCUACGCCGGACUUCAAAGAACUUCCUGAAAUCACUCGUAAGGCAACGCAAGCUUUCAACACAACACAAAAGUUCAAUGAUCUUCUCAAGAAUGGAACUGGCGAAGCAGGUUCACUCGUUAGCGCUCUGAAGGCGAUCAAGGAUGCUGACCGAUACCUCGCCGAGACUGAGGGACUGCUAAAGAACGACGAUCUCGCUAGAAAGCUUAACAACAUUGAGGCUCAAAUCAAUAGCUUCAAUCGCACCCAUUCGAAGAUCUCGGCAAAUCUUGUUAAACUCAGGGAAAAGAUCUUAGUGACCCGCGGAAUAGCCGAUAGCAUUCCCAUUGGUGUAGAAUUAAGCGGGAGACCUGACACUAGGAUCAAGUAUAUUAAGCCGAGCGCACUUCAUGAUAUCAAGGCAUGGAUGGAUAUUAGCAUGUUCGUGAAUACGUCGGCACCUGACGGCGCACUUCUAUACAUUGGUCCUGACGUCGGGAACGGAGUUCGACGUAAACGUCAAGCCGACGCGGCGACCAAUCGAGUCAGCGAAAAUAAAAUUGGAGAGUACAUUCUCGUCAAACUGGAGAACUACCAAGUUUGCGUUGACAUAGCUCUAGAUAAUAGCAAAGUGCAAAAAUUCAAAAAUCAGCGACCCCUUAUCCCCUACAAAGUUCACAUGAUAAAAAUUGAACGAACCGGGACCAAGAUUGAAAUCAGCGUUCACGACGGCGCCGACGAUGAGCAGUUCACAGAAACCAGUAAGAUCACAGGGAGCAGUUUUGUUCUGGCUAUCGAGCCUAGCGACCCUAUUUACAUAGGUCAAGCACCUGGAGAAGUCGGCACAGUAGGCUUUCGUGGCCAAAUUAGCAACGUCGUCAUAAAUAAUGUCCGCAUAGGACAAUGGGAGUAUCGCAAGCGAACAGGCUAUAAGCCGAACGGCUCCAUACCUCAACCAACAAAAAAUAGUUUCCGCUCUCUGCAGACCCCUGUGGAUCAGGCGUUCAGACAUUUUCAUAACGGCUACCUGAUGCUGAACAAGACCUAUUUACACAGAUUCACCAACGAAAUGGACAUUAAGAUUGUGAUUAAGACUCAUACUCCUGAAGGUCUUCUAUUUAUGCAUCACAACCAGGCGCUACAGCGGUAUGUCGUCCUUCAAAUUAGGAACGGCCGACCCGAGCUGGUAUUUGAGCUUGGUGACUAUACAAAAGGUAACUUCUCAGUCAACCAGAUAGUCAACACUGGUAACGAAACGAAGAUAAGCCUUAUUGUGAAUAGAGAAAUUAUCAGAAUGCAAGUGGACGCUGCUGGAACUUCAGCUACUAACCACUACACCAUCUCCCAGAAGGCCAACGAACGGAGGGAAAUGAAGAUUCUCGACAAUAUUAGUCGUAUCUUCUAUAUUGGUGGAAUGCCCCUUAGUGAACAGCCGAUUUACGAGGGCGUAGUAACGACUUCGUACGAGGGUUGCAUUACAGGACUUGAGAUCUCCCAUCAAUCAGUCAGUCUCUCCGAAUACAUUAGCUCACUCGGCACAACGGAAGGAUGCCGUCAAAAAGUUGUAAGGAAACUUUCUCUUGGCGCCGAUACCGGAGACCAGCACAAAUAUCUGAGGUUGAAUCGAUUCGACGACGUGUUUAGUACGGCGACCAUUUCGUUCCGUUUCAAAACCAAAGAAAAGAAUGGUCUCAUAUUCUUUGGUAGACAAGGUGACCCAAUUGACACAUCUCUUACAAUUGCUUUGUCCGACGGAAGUCUCGUCAUUUUCACGAAGCCUGGAGGCGCAUUCGUUUCUGGUUUAAUGCUCAAUCUGGCCGAUGGACGUUGGCAUUAUGCCGUCAUACAAUUGAAGCCUAACAGAGUGAAUGCGGUGAUUGACGACCAGGCACCAAGUACGCAGGUUUGGUCUAGAGCCGAAUGGAAGGUCAAUGCUCCUUUCUUUUUUGGUGGACUCAGCGAUGAGGUAGCGGCAAAAGUUCAUCUAGGAAGUAAGUACGUGCAAGCGCAGUUUAGUGGCUGCAUUGCUGAUUUCACUAUUGAUGAUCACGUCGUGAACUUCGACGAUGGCCAACGUUUCGGGGUUACGCUAUCGUCCUGUAAUGCGGUGACUUUCGAUGAACUUCGUGAGACUGGAGAUGACGACAAGAAAGAUCAGGAUUUCCAAUGUAAACUCAAAUAUGGACCAAGUCUACCCUACGAUCAUCUUUUUAAUAACAGUGAGGCAGCGUAUCGGUACGGAGCUCUGCCGCACACACGAGGCGAAAGUCCAGUCGAUAGCAGGGGUAAGAUUCGUAAUGAAACGGUUGUCGAUCUGGAGUUCCGCGUGGGCCAAUACUUCUCAGAUGGGACGCUGUUCCUUGCCUCGACCGCCACACCUCGUGGACACUUCGACUACGUUCUCAUUUAUCUGACCAACGGAACGAUUAAGGCUGCUUUCGAUUUGCGCACGGGAGCUGUGGUAGCGGAAAUUCCCAAUCGCUUGUAUAACGAUGGCAAAUACCACAAGCUGAAACUGGAACGACGACGAUGGAAUGCCGCGCUAAUUAUCGACGACCAACGAAGCGCCGAUGUGCAGGACAAGGAGAAAUCGGAACAUCUAGAUGAGGUUAAUACUCUGUUUGUGGGAGGUAUGCGUGAAGAGCACGUGACACUAUUUUCGAGGAAAUUCCCUCUCGAUCGCAAUGCGUUUACAUCAUUUCCCGGAUGUAUCAAAAACGUGAUCGUCAACGGUGAACGAGUCGUGUUCGCUGAAUCCUUAAACCGAGUACUGCCGUGCUUACCAAGCCAGUACGUCGAAGAUGGAGCUUACUUCGGCUAUCGGAAGGGCAAGCGGUCCUGGCUAUCGCUGAAUGAACAAAUCAUAUCAGGUUCAUCACGAAUUUCAAUGACUAUUAAGUCGCGACGUCAUUCCAGCAUUUUAUUUUUCUCGGCACAUACGAAAGAAGACAAUCAUCUCGCGUUGUUUUUGGUGAAUGGCACGGUUCUUCUUCAGACGAAGCACGAGGGAAAAAUAAAUAAGGUCAAUUUUGUCGGGCAGAGCAUUUGUGACGGUGACUGGCACCGGAUCACCAUAUCGCUACAGGGUCUGGUCAUCGGGGUAAGCGUCGACGACCAAGCCUAUAAUGCUCUUCCUAUAAGUGAUUGGUCAACUCUUCCGAACGUACUGACCAAUGGACCAAUUUACAUAGGAGGUCUACCGAAGGGGGUGCGCGAUAUGUCCCUUGUUACAACAUCUUCAUACGGAGGCUGCAUUAAGGAUCUUCGCAUCGAUAUGCCAGAAAAUGACGACUCGGUAAAUACAAUCAGCGGCCUUCCGCCUAGAAUGAAUCUUGCACAGGCUGCUAAGGACAUUAAAGGAGAAGUGUCACUCUCCACGUGUUACAGGACUUGAGCGCAAUACUGACUUCCUUAAGAUAUGAAGCAAAAAAUGGGCAGGAUAUAUUCUAAAUGCUCACAAAAAAAUACAAAAUUUUGAUUGAGUUAAUAUGACUCACUGUAUCACAAAGUGGUUUUGCUGUAAGAACCAUUCGAAAUUACCUCAUGCCUGCAGUACUUAGAUUUGUAUAUCUCGUACAAAUUACUUAACUUUAUAUAAGCAUCAAAUAAAGAUAUAAAUGUCAAUUCAAAUCGGAUGUGUCUAAGCAUGCGAUCCGUUUCUGCUAGAUCCUCUAAGUUAACGAAACCUCUCGAUGCUAACAGCGAUGAACUAGCGAUCUCAAAGUUCAAUCAUAACUUCAAACUGGAGUUCAUUUUCAAAUGCGGUGCGUAUAUAGCUUCAAACAGAAAAUGGUUGCUUAAUUAAAAAAAAAAA
Molecule: messenger RNA, 11571 nt
Organism: Varroa destructor (honeybee mite)
Lineage: Eukaryota; Metazoa; Arthropoda; Arachnida; Mesostigmata; Varroidae
Gene: LanA
Product: laminin subunit alpha
Biological process (GO): animal organ morphogenesis; axon guidance; tissue development
Cellular component (GO): basement membrane
Molecular function (GO): extracellular matrix structural constituent
Source: RefSeq, a predicted model, not a curated record